AUGAACGAAUAUGAAAAAGCUCUCCAUUUUCUAGAAGUGGGAUGUGGUUGCGGGUGCUCCGCUAAAGAAGAGUUUGCUGUGCUGCGGGAAGAUUUCCAAGCGCUAACAAAACCCGAACAAGAUACCUUCUUAAUGGCUCAACUCAGAUCCAUGGAUGGAGGGGCGAACAGUACUAGCCGACGCCUCAAGAACAAGACUCGCGUUAACAAGAGAACUAAAUCACUUGCUCAAGAAUGGACUUCUACCACGGCUACUGCUGUCAAGAACUUUUUGCUAAAUUAUGCCGAAGUUCAUGGCUUACCCAGCCCAGUCAGAAAUGUUAAUCGCGUGACUCAGUCGAUUGUCUUCCUACCGGCGGAAAUGAGUUACAGGUCUGUUCACCGUGACUUUUUGGCUGGUCUAGAGGAAGAGAGUAAAUUGCGUGCCUUCAAGUAUGAUGCUUUUCGCAAAUUAUGGCAUCAGCUGACCCCGUAUAUUCAAAUCAUGAGUUCUCGAACAGACUUAUGUGAUACCUGUCAGCAGUUGCGGAAUGACUUGCAGUUUAAAGCCCGUAAAGAGGAAGAGGCCCAAGAGCAUCUAGUCAAAGCCAAAAAACUCGUUGACCAGGAUUAUUCCAUACUGAAAGGCAAAACACCAUACCGUAGUAUUAAUGCAAUCGGCAAAGUGUAUUACCUUAGUGCUCGUAAAGUGCACUUGUUUGGUAUCCAAGAUGAAGCGGUGCGUGAGCAAAUUAAUUACGUGAUAGAUGAGAAUGAACUGCUUGGAAAGGGUCCGAAUGGUACGCUUAGCUUAGUCUUCGAUGGAAUUAAGCAAUUAAAUAAAGGCGAAAAACAUUUAAAAAUCACUUGCGACAAUGCGGGCGGACAAAACAAAAACAAUACCACUCUUUGGUUUUACCUGUACCUGGCAAUUGUUGGUUACUAUGAAAGUAUUGAAUUGAACUUCAUGGUUCCCGGCCAUACCAAAUUCAAAUGUGAUGGUAGCUUCGGACCGAUCAAAAGGCUUUAUCGCAAGACAACGGUAGACUGUGUAGAUCACAUCGCAGACGUGGUAAAAAGAUCUAGCAUUGCCGGACUAAAUAAAGCUCGACGUUAUAAUGGUGAUGAAGGUUUCCAAUAUUACGACAUCAUAAGCGGUCUAGAAACCUAUUUCAAAAAAUUGCCUGGCCUGCAAAGGUUUCAACAUUUUCUUUUUACCUGUGCUAACCCUGGUAUAGUUAAAGCCCAAGAAGUCGCUAAUGGGCCUUUCCAAGAAUUCAAACUAUUAAAAAUUAGUAAAUCCGAGGCUUCAAGAGUCAUAGAAGGCCUUGUCAUUUCCAGUGCUAGUGCCUCCUCCUAUGAAGUAUGA
Molecule: messenger RNA, 1347 nt
Organism: Ambispora leptoticha
Lineage: Eukaryota; Fungi; Glomeromycota; Glomeromycetes; Archaeosporales; Ambisporaceae
Source: the annotation of a GenBank genome assembly